CUGUCCGUGGUUCUGAAGGCGAGAGGCGUUAAGAGUGCGCGGUGUUCGCCAGAGUGCACGUCUCAGCUGCUGAAGUCUUGACAUGAUUCAGACAAGGCUGCAUUCUGUAGCUUUUUGGGGAUUCAUUGCGUGGGAAAUUGCAGUUUUGUUCAGUCUGGUGGCCACGAAGGAUCCUGAGAGCCCUCGGGGGAGAGCGAUGCCCAUGUCUCCCUCUGAUUUCCUGGACAAGCUCAUGGGACGAACCUCAGGCUACGAUGCUAGAAUUCGGCCUAACUUUAAAGGUCCUCCUGUGAAUGUGACAUGCAACAUUUUCAUCAACAGUUUUGGCUCUAUCGCAGAGACGACGAUGGAUUACCGCGUGAACAUCUUCCUGCGGCAGCAGUGGAACGACCCUCGGCUGGCGUACAGCGAGUAUCCGGACGAUUCCCUGGAUCUGGACCCGUCCAUGCUGGACUCCAUCUGGAAGCCUGACCUGUUCUUCGCCAACGAAAAAGGGGCAAACUUUCAUGAAGUCACCACGGACAACAAGCUCUUGAGAAUAUUCAAAAAUGGCAACGUCCUGUACUCUAUAAGGUUGACUCUGAUACUCUCAUGCCCCAUGGAUCUGAAGAACUUUCCCAUGGAUGUGCAGACGUGUAUUAUGCAGCUGGAGAGCUUUGGAUACACGAUGAACGAUCUAAUCUUCGAGUGGCAGGAAAGUGGACCCGUGCAGGUUGCCGAGGGACUGACCCUUCCACAGUUCAUCCUGAAAGAAGAAUCUGACCUCAGAUACUGCACCAAACAUUACAACACAGGCAAGUUCACGUGCAUCGAGGUGCGUUUUCACCUGGAGAGGCAGAUGGGCUACUACCUGAUCCAGAUGUACAUCCCCAGCUUGCUCAUUGUCAUCCUGUCCUGGGUUUCCUUCUGGAUCAACAUGGACGCUGCUCCCGCACGCGUUGCCCUUGGGAUAACCACCGUGCUCACCAUGACGACGCAGAGUUCCGGCUCCAGAACAUCCCUGCCUAAGGUCUCCUAUGUUAAGGCCAUAGACAUCUGGAUGGCUGUAUGUCUGCUGUUCGUUUUCUCUGCCCUGUUGGAAUACGCUGCCGUUAACUUCGUCUCCAGGCAACACAAAGAGCUUCUGAGGUUCCAACGCAGGAGGAGGAAGUCUAACAAGGAGGACACGCAAGAGAGCCGUCUCAGCUUCGCAGCCAGCACAGGGAAAGAAGGCAACAUGUCCAAGGGGACCAAUCACGCGGCCCCAAAUGUCCAGCAGGGACAGGUCUCUGGCCUGGCUGGCCACACCCCUACCACCUGCAGGAGCCCAGAAGAGAUGAGGAAGAUUUUCGUCGACCGUGCUAAGAAGAUUGACACCAUCUCGCGAGCUGCGUUUCCUCUGGCGUUCCUGUUUUUUAACAUCUUCUACUGGGUCCUGUACAAGAUCCUGCGAUAUGAGGACAUCCACAAGGCCUAGAGAUGGGGCCCGAUGGAAUGGGUGGGGGCCUCUGGCACAGAGCCUGCAAACCUGACAGGCAGUUAUACACACGGGACCGAGGGGGCUCCGGACCUAACGACACCCCACACUGAGCAUGAAUAUGUACCACUGCCAGAUAACCAACUUGAUAAGGAGACCAAACGGUCAGCUUCCAUAGUUGUGCUCCCCAUCUUCUUUCACACACUCGCACAGUGAGACACAACUCCACACUAUGCAACUGAAAGACAAUUCACAGAGGCUCUACACCACACAUCCCCAAAACACACAAACACAAAAACACACCAUUUGCUCAGCACCUUCUUGUAUGAGGGAAGCACAUGUAUGGCUUCCUUUCACAGAGACGCAUGUAUCUCAGAGGCUUCUCAUCUCAUGGCUGACCUUCAGAAUUUAACUGCCAGUGUGGAGUCUAUUGGUUUUAAUACAGCAAUGUUAAAAAUAGCUGUUCUAUGACCAUGAAAUCGGAGAACGACCGAUCCUGCACUUCAUUAUAGCAUUAGACCUCAGUUGCAGCCUUGUCGCAGAUACAAGCCGCCUACAUGAAAGGUUCACUAAUUGUUUGUUUGUUUGUCAUAAUUGUACAUAUGUUUUAUUUUGCCUGAAUCUAGAAGGUUGGUGAAGAUGAUUCAGGAGCUGCUGUAUUACUAUGGGCCCAACCGUGGCUUACGGCUCAUGGCUGAAAGUUCAUGAAUAUCAGUUGGGUUUACAUUUCAACGCAUGCAGCGCUGUCUCCGCAGAGAGGAUCACUGCGCCGGUGAACGGCAGGGCCGCAUUGUCUCUGACCACAGCAGUGUCACUGUAACAUUCCCACAGAUGAGCAGCCCAGUUCAGACAUAACCUGAAAUCUUUACCGCUCGAUACAUUAAUGCCAGGCACUGAAAAUCCAGCUGUGUUGGGUCAAUUUGCAUAUUAUCUAAUGCUGCUUUUUCUGGUCUUAAAUAACAGGCUAAUGGCAGAAAGAACCAAACCUUCCUUAAGAAGAAACAAUGUCAUUUUGUUAUGGCAUUUUUCAAAGAGGGAACAUCAUUUUUAAGACUUAGACUAUUGUGUUAUAGAGAUCGGUCAGUGAGUUUGAGUGAGUUUUUGAUCAACUUAACCGACAGCUGCAUGUCUGGUGAAUAUAGAAUAGUGAGAAUAGUGUGAAAUUAGGUAUAGAUAAAAAGCUUACCAUUAGAAAGAUAAUGACCAUAUCAAAUGAAUGAAUGCAUUCCUGAUAUUAAGUAACCAAAAUACAUAUGAAUUUUACCUUCUCUUUAUAGAGGAACUGUGUUUACUACAGGACAGAGAUAGUCUAAAAUCCAUAGUCAGGGUUUUCCCAAGCAAGGAGAGAGAGUCGAGUAGAACUGCCUUCCAAAAGUACACAAAUCAACUCAUUUCAGCUGACACAUUUUCAUAGGAGAGGUGGAGUAAAAUUAAAUAAACAUAUUACACAUUGCAUUACAGUCUAUAAUCAUCAAGAGAAGGCAGCAGAUAGGCCUGUUUGCGCAAAGACUUUGCAGUUUCUCUAUUAUUAUAAAACGCCUUUGUGUUUUCCUUCAUUCACUAAUUCACUUUGAUAGGUUUCAAACUGCUCUGGGCUUUCAUGGUAAUGAAAUUCUUUUUUACACUUUCUGAAGCCAAAUUUUAAUUCGAUCAUCUGUGUCAUGUAAUAUGAGAGAAAAUACAGUGUGCACAUGUUCUUAUAGUGGCAGCUGGGAUAGUGAUAGAUUUUAAAAAUACACCACAUUAGUAUUAGACAAACAUUCACACUGCAAGGAAUCCUUAUAUUUAUAAUGCAAUAGAUGUUUAAUAAUUUAUUUUGUACAAAAUCUUCAAUAUUAUGCAUGUAUUGUGAUCAAUAUUGAUGUAUUUUAUUUUCAAAAUGUGAAUUCGAACUUGCAAGUAUUCCAGUCAGAGAGAAAAGGCGAAACGCAAAUAUUAUCUUCCAUUUACACAUGUAAAUAAUUGUCAUAUGUCUAAUAAAGUUCC
Messenger RNA from Electrophorus electricus (electric eel), 3442 nucleotides. It is a transcript of the gene glra3, whose product is annotated as glycine receptor, alpha 3. Gene Ontology annotation, cellular component: plasma membrane. Gene Ontology annotation, molecular function: transmitter-gated monoatomic ion channel activity; transmembrane signaling receptor activity; glycine binding. The record is from RefSeq and is a predicted model, not a curated record. NCBI's taxonomy places the organism in Eukaryota, Metazoa, Chordata, Actinopteri, Gymnotiformes, Gymnotidae. Gene Ontology annotation, biological process: monoatomic ion transmembrane transport.